CUGGACAGAUUGGUGAGAUUACUUACCUUUUAAAGAGUGUAAGGAAUCUUUUUUAACAUUAAUGUUCAACAUUUUUAUCAUUAACAACUCGUAUUUAUUUCUUCCGCCUUCUCUUCAACUUCAUUUUUUCCUUCAACUACAUUACUUAUCUAUUUGCAUAUAUAUUUACAUACAUACAAGUUCCAGUACUGAAACGAAAAGGGGAAUGUCCGGCUAUGGCGGACGACGAGGCGGAGGCGUGGUCCAUGACCUCAGGGCACAGAUUCCGUUGGGAUUUAUUUCUCAGCUUCAGAGGAGAAGACACUCGCCAUGGCUUCACUGAGAAACUCUACAAUGAACUCGUACGGAACGGCAUACGGACAUUCAUCGACAACGAAGAUCUGGAUCGCGGCGAAGAGAUCUCUCCAAGUCUAGUGGCUGCGAUUAAGGACUCUGCGGCUUCGAUCGCCGUGAUUUCGAAGAAUUAUGCUUCUUCGAAGUGGUGUCUCGAAGAACUGGCGAAGAUCUCGGAAUAUAAAAAGCUAUUACUGCCGGUUUUCUAUGAAGUUGACCCGUCGGAUGUGCGGAAACAGAAGGGUCCGUUUGAGAAGCAUUUUAGGGAGCAUGAGAUUUUGGUGGAAGCGGCGGAGAAGGUUUAUCUGUGGAGAGAAGCUAUGAAGAAAGCUGCUAAUACCUCCGGUUGGGAUUCUAGGUUCUGGGAAGAAGCAGAGUUAAUUCAAUCUUUAGUCCAGAAAGUUCUGGGAAAACUUGAUAAUACACCUUUAGGUGUGGCAAAAUACCCAGUAGGACUUCAUUCUCGUCUUGAUCAAUUGCUCAGGAUUCUGGACGUUAAAGCAAAUGGUGUGAAAGUUUUAGGAUUGUAUGGAAUGGGAGGAGUGGGAAAGACCACUCUUGCCAAGGCUUUGUACAAUCAGUUUGUUGUUUAUUUCAAGAAACGUAGCUUUAUUUCAGAUGUUAAAGAAAUUGCAAGGCAACAAAAUGGUUUGGCCACUCUUCAAAGAAAACUCAUUGGUGAUCUUAACUCAGGUGCUUCGCCAAUCAUAGAGAGUACUGCAAAAGGUAUUCGAUUGAUAGCUGAAUCUGCGAAUAAUGAGCCAGUUGCUAUUUUCCUAGAUGAUGUGGACGAUGCAAGCCAACUUCGUGAAUUGAUUGGUGGUAGAGACCGGUUUUGCCAAGGAAGCAGAGUCAUUGUCACCACUAGAGAUCAAAAUGUCUUACAAUCAAGUAUUGUAAAUGACAUUUUUGAGGUAAAAGAGCUCUACUCGUCCGAUUCACUUAAGUUAUUAAGUUAUCAUGCAUUUGGAAGAGAGCAGCCUCCUAAGAACUUUUCGGGUCUUGCUGAAGAAGUUGUACAAAUCAGUGGGGGAUUACCUCUGGCUCUGGAAAUUUUUGGAUCUUCAUUGUUCUAUAAGAAAAGAUUGAAGGAGUGGCAAGACGUAGUGCAAAAGCUGAGACAGAUUCGUCCAGGUGAUCUUCAAGAUAUCUUGGAAGUAAGUUUUGGUGCUCUAGAUGAACAAGAAAGGUGCAUCUUUCUUGACUUAGCAUGUCUUCUUCUUAAUACAAGGCUUGAAAGGGAAGAUGCAAUUGCAAUAUUUAAAGGUUGUGGUUUUGGCGCUGAAACUGCAAUAACAGCACUCACUGCAAAAUCGCUUCUUAAAAUAGUUGAUGGGAAUGUCUUGUGGAUGCAUGAUCAGCUCAAAGACAUGGGAAGGCAAAUCGUACAACGUGAAAAUUUUGGAGAUGUUGGUAAACGUAGUAGAUUGUGGAAUCAUGAUGAUAUUAUGACUGUCCUAAAUAACCGCAAGGACACAAGUAAUAUUGAGGGUAUUGUGCUUCACUUUGAGAGGAAUCAAGAUCAAAACUCUGAGGAAGUAUCCUGGAUCUAUUUGAAGAAAGUACUUGAAAAGUGUAUUGGCCGAGGUAGGACGGCAAAUGGUUUAACAUUUCACACUAGAGAUUUUCAGUGCAUGGUCAAACUGAGACUCCUCCAAAUCAAUCGUGUCAAAUUGGUUGGAAAUUUCAAGCUAUUCCCUGCUGACCUGAAGUGGCUGCAGUGGAAAGGGUGCCCUUUAAAAGUUAUUCCUCCAAAGUUGUUGUCCCGAAAGAUUGCAGUUCUUGAUUUAUCGGAGAGCAUGAUCACACAAGUCUGGAACAAGAAAAAGUGGAAUUUCUACCAGAAUAAGAUGGCAAAGCAGCUGAAGGUUAUGAAUCUACGUAGCUGUCGUCAACUCAAGGAAAUCCCUGAUUUAUCUGGACUUCAAUUGGAGAAGCUGAUUCUUGAGCAAUGCAAUGAACUGGUUGAGAUUCAUCCAUCAGUUGGAGACUUGACUAUGUUGACCCUUCUAAACAUGAAGGGUUGUAAGAACCUUUUGGCAUUUCCAGAUGAUGUGUCUGGAUUGAAACGUCUUGAAGUACUUAUCCUAUCUGAUUGCUCGAGUCUAACAGAAUUACCAGAGGACUUGAGUGCCUGGAAAUCAUUGAGAGAGCUUCUUCUAGAUGGUACUGCAAUAACAACGCUACCUAACUCUAUCUUCCACCUGAAGAAUCUUCAAAUGUUGAAUUUAAAUGAUUGCCGGUCUUUGGAGUUGCUGCCUAGAGCUAUUGGGAAUCUAAGUUCACUGAGAGAGCUCUCUCUUAGUGGAUCAGCUUUAAAGGAACUGCCUGAUUCCGUUGGAAAUUUGAAAAAUCUUGAGGAAUUAAGUUUGAGAAUGUGCAAGGGACUCAUCUCACUUCCUGAUUCCCUUGGCAAUCUUAGAUCUUUAAUAGGACUUUAUCUUGAUGACAGCUCCAUAAAAGAAUUGCUGCCUUCUGUUGGUUUAUUAUCUCAAUUGAAGUUCCUUUCAGUCAGCAAUUGCAAGUCCUUGAGUGAAUUGCCCAAUUCCGAGAAUAGCUUCUCGUCAUUGGUUAGGCUUUGUCUACAAGGGACCUCAGUUAGUGAACUAAGUUUCCAGUUAGGGAGCUUCGAGUCCCUUGAAACGCUUGAGCUGAGGUACUGCACUUCAAUCAAAUCUUUACCUAGCUCAAUCGUAAAUAUGUCAUGUUUAACUACUUUGGACCUACGAAAUACAUCAAUUUCUGAGUUGCCAGACAAGAUAGGCUUAUUGGAAAAACUUUGGACGUUGAAACUGGACAACUGUUCGAAACUCCAACAUCUUCCAGCUUCAAUUGGAAGCCUUAAGAGCUUGUGUUACCUCUAUAUGGAUGAAACUGCUGUCUCAGAAUUACCUGAUGAAAUUGGAAUGCUUUCAAGCUUAAAGCUACUGAAGAUGAGAAAGACACCACAGCCUAGAGAGGAUGAACUGCUGCUGGAUAUGGAAGAUUUACAUGUAAGAGAAAUUUCUAAACGCGUUACUCUUCCAGAAUCAUUUUCGAAUCUCUCAUCCUUGGAAUUCCUAGAUGCUAAUGCAUGGAAAAUAUCUGGGAAGAUUUCUGAUGAUUUUGAGAAGUUGACUGCUCUGGAAGAACUCAAACUUGGAUACAAUGAUUUUUGCAGCCUCCCUUCUAGCAUGAAAAGACUUCGUGUUCUCAAGCGUUUGUAUCUCCCAAACUGCAGAAAGCUCAAGUUUCUCCCUGAACUUCCCUCAAGUUUGGUAUGGUUAAAUGCUGCACACUGCUCCGCUUUGGAACAGAUAGCUAGCAUAUCAAAUUUGAAUUACUUGGAAGAACUCCAAUUCAGUAAUUGCAAGAAGAUAAUAGAUAUUCCUGGCCUUGAAAGCUUGAAAUCUUUGAAAAGGUUUUAUACAGUCAGUUGUAACGCAUGCUUGCCUUCUAUAAAAAGGACUAUUUCUAAGGAUUCUCUAAGGCAUAUGGAGUAUCUCUGUCUUCCAGGUGAUGACCUUCCAAAUUGGUUUAUUCAGGAAGUACCUAACUUCUCAACUCGCAAGCACCGUGAUCUCAAGGGAGUGCUCAUUGGCAUAGUUCUCUCUCUAGACCAACAAGUAGAGGAUGAUUUCAGACAUAAAGUCCCAGCAAUCGUGGAUAUACAAGCAACGAUUACCACAUCAGGUGAUGCUAAUCCUAGACAUACAAAGACUUUGUACUUGUUGGGGGUUCCUGAUACGGAUGAAGAUCAGCUAUAUUUAUGUAGAUUUCAAGAAUGCAGUAGUUUUACGUUAAUGUUGAAAGAAGGCGACAGGCUGCAGGUUGUAAUUAGAGAGUGUCCGCGUUUUAAUGGCCUCAAACUGAAGAAGCAUGGGAUGCACUUGAUUUAUGAAAAUGAGGAUGACUUUGAUGAUAAUGAUGAGGAUCUGUUUGAUGAAUCUCAGCAGUCUGUGUCAAAGAAACUUGCUAACUUCUUUCAUUCCCAGAAAUGAAUUCAGCAUACAGAAAGUGGAGUCCAAGAAUUGGACUAAGAAUUGGACUGUAUAAAGAUAUUUAUAAAUGUGUAUAUAUUAAAUGUGAGUAUGUCGAAAACAAUCUCCCUACCUUCUAAAAGUAGGAAUAAGGUAUGUGUAUACACCACCCUCUCAGACCCCACUUGUGAGAUUACACCACGGUAUGUUGUUGUUAUUGUUGUUGUGUAUAUAUCAAAUAUUUCAUCUCUGUUUGUGGCCUCGCAAGCUUAAUUUGAGUAAACAUUGUUGCGGAUGGAUAGAUUGUGAUAACUUAUAACUUUAACUA
Molecule: messenger RNA, 4620 nt
Organism: Solanum dulcamara
Lineage: Eukaryota; Viridiplantae; Streptophyta; Magnoliopsida; Solanales; Solanaceae
Product: disease resistance protein RPV1-like
Exons: 5
Coding region: 216-4313 (1365 amino acids)
Biological process (GO): defense response; signal transduction
Molecular function (GO): ATP hydrolysis activity; ADP binding
Source: RefSeq, a predicted model, not a curated record